GGCCUUGUGCGACAUGGGCUGCGCCGAGGGCAAGGCGGCGGCAGUGGCCGCCCCAACGGAGCUGCAGACCAAAGGCAAGAACAGCGGUGGCCGCCGUAGGUCAGCUAAAGAUGAUCACCCUGGUAAAACUUUGCCAGAGAACCCAGCAGGAUUCACCAGCACGGCCACUGCAGACUCCAGAGCCCUGCUUCAGGCCUAUAUAGACGGUCACUCUGUGGUCAUCUUCAGUAGGUCCACAUGCACACGCUGUAUGGAGGUAAAGAAGUUAUUUAAAUCUCUGUGUGCUCCUUAUUUUGUCCUUGAACUUGAUCAAACAGAGGACGGUCGGGCUCUGGAAGGAACGCUCUCGGAAUUGGCCACGGAAACCGAUCUGCCCGUUGUGUUUGUGAAACAGAGAAAGAUAGGCGGCCAUGGUCCAACCUUGAAGGCUUAUCAGGAGGGCAGACUUCAAAAGCUACUAAAAAUGGACGGCCCUGAAGAUCUUCCCGAGUCCUAUGACUAUGACCUUAUCAUCAUUGGAGGUGGCUCAGGAGGCCUGGCAGCUGCUAAGGAGGCAGCCCGAUAUGGCAAGAAGGUGAUGGUCCUGGACUUUGUCACUCCCACGCCUCUUGGAACUAGAUGGGGUCUUGGAGGAACAUGUGUGAAUGUGGGUUGCAUACCUAAAAAACUGAUGCAUCAAGCAGCUUUGUUAGGACAAGCCCUGCAAGACUCUCGAAACUAUGGAUGGAAAGUCGAGGAGACAGUUAAGCAUGAUUGGGACAGAAUGAUAGAAGCUGUACAGAAUCACAUUGGCUCUUUGAAUUGGGGCUACCGAGUAGCUCUGCGGGAGAAAAAAGUCGUCUAUGAGAAUGCUUACGGGCAAUUUAUUGGUCCUCAUAGGAUUAAGGCAACUAAUAAUAAAGGCAAAGAAAAAAUUUAUUCAGCAGAGAGAUUUCUCAUUGCCACUGGUGAAAGACCACGUUACUUGGGCAUCCCUGGUGACAAAGAAUACUGCAUCAGCAGUGAUGAUCUUUUCUCCUUGCCUUACUGCCCGGGUAAGACUCUGGUUGUUGGAGCAUCCUAUGUCGCCUUGGAGUGUGCUGGAUUUCUUGCUGGUAUUGGUUUAGACGUCACUGUUAUGGUUAGGUCCAUUCUUCUUAGAGGAUUUGACCAGGACAUGGCCAACAAAAUUGGUGAACACAUGGAAGAACAUGGCAUCAAGUUUAUAAGACAGUUUGUACCAAUUAAAGUUGAACAAAUUGAAGCGGGGACACCAGGCCGACUCAGAGUAGUAGCUCAGUCCACCAAUAGUGAGGAAAUCAUUGAAGGAGAAUAUAAUACGGUGUUGCUGGCAAUAGGAAGAGAUGCUUGCACAAGAAAAAUUGGCUUAGAAACCGUAGGGGUGAAGCUAAAUGAAAAGACUGGAAAAAUACCUGUCACAGAUGAAGAACAGACCAAUGUGCCUUACAUUUAUGCCAUUGGCGAUAUACUGGAGGAUAAGGUGGAGCUCACCCCAGUUGCAAUCCAGGCAGGAAGAUUGCUGGCUCAGAGGCUCUAUGCAGGUUCCACUGUCAAGUGUGACUAUGAAAAUGUUCCAACCACUGUAUUUACUCCUUUGGAAUAUGGUGCUUGUGGCCUUUCUGAGGAGAAAGCUGUGGAGAAGUUUGGGGAAGAAAAUAUUGAGGUUUACCAUAGUUACUUUUGGCCAUUGGAAUGGACAAUUCCUUCAAGAGAUAACAACAAAUGUUACGCAAAAAUAAUCUGUAAUACUAAAGACAAUGAACGUGUUGUGGGCUUUCACGUACUGGGUCCAAAUGCUGGAGAAGUUACACAAGGCUUCGCAGCUGCGCUCAAAUGUGGACUGACCAAAAACCAGCUGGACAGCACAAUUGGAAUCCACCCUGUCUGUGCAGAGGUAUUCACAACAUUGUCUGUGACCAAGCGCUCUGGGGCAAGCAUCCUUCAGGCUGGCUGCUGAGGUUAAGCCCCAGUGUGGAUGCUGUUGCCAAGACUCCAAACCAUGCCCAAAUCCCCAAGGCGAAGUUUUCUAGAGGGUUCUUGGGCUCUGGGCACCUGCAUGUCCUGUGCUUACCAUCGCCCAAGGCCCCCUUGGAUCUCUUGGAUAGGAGUUGGUGAAUAGAAGGCAGGCAGCAUCACACUGGGGUCACUGACAGACUUGAAGCUGACAUUUGGCAGGGCAUUGAUGGGAUGCAUCCAUGAAGUCACCAGUCUCAAACCCAUGUGGUAGGCGGUGAUGGAACAACUGUCAAAUUAGUUUUACCAUGACCUUUCCUUGUGGAUUUUCUUAUUCUCGUUGUCAAGUUUUCUAAUUUUUUUCUUUUUUCUCCAUGGCGUUAAUGAUAUUAGAGAUGAAAAAC
Messenger RNA from Nomascus leucogenys (northern white-cheeked gibbon), 2357 nucleotides. RefSeq names its product thioredoxin reductase 1 (gene TXNRD1). Gene Ontology annotation, biological process: cell redox homeostasis; cellular response to oxidative stress; glutathione metabolic process. The record is from RefSeq and is a predicted model, not a curated record. Gene Ontology annotation, cellular component: mitochondrion; cytosol. NCBI's taxonomy places the organism in Eukaryota, Metazoa, Chordata, Mammalia, Primates, Hylobatidae. Gene Ontology annotation, molecular function: thioredoxin-disulfide reductase (NADPH) activity; glutathione-disulfide reductase (NADPH) activity; flavin adenine dinucleotide binding.